Messenger RNA from Acaulospora colombiana, 1581 nucleotides. NCBI's taxonomy places the organism in Eukaryota, Fungi, Glomeromycota, Glomeromycetes, Diversisporales, Acaulosporaceae. The record is from the annotation of a GenBank genome assembly.
GCAUGACUCACGGCGAAGAAUUUUGGGAGGCUGAACGUAUUCUCGACGAAAAGGUGGAAAACGGCGUGUCCCAUUUUUUGAUUCAAUGGCUGGGCGAAGACUCAAAGGGUGAUCCGUGGAAACCAACCUGGGAACCCGAGGGGAACUGUACUAAAGCUCUGAUAAAAGAGUGGAAAAUAGUGAAAGGUGGCCGAAAAGUUAAACGACGAUCCUCUGAGAGAAAAAUUUCCAUCUCUUCAUGUGAUACUUUAUCUGAUGGCGGAGAUGUCGGAGAUGUCGGAGAUGAUCACGACUCAAGCGAGACAUCUACUAUUGUGGAUGACGGUGAGUACGAGUCGUUAAACGAUGCGGCGGAUGCUUCCAAUGAAAAUCUGGCCCCCGCCACCAAUUCCACUCCUGGUUUCCUUUCGGCCGUUGCCAACUUUAUAGGCAUUUCGACUUCACAAAAGAGACCUAAGGCUGAUUCUAAUAGCGAUGAACAAAUUGACGAGAUCAAGAAGGUUCGUACAAAAGAGUCACUCGACGAUGAAAAGAGUAAUGAAAUUUGCGAAAAAACCGAUGUCAGUGUUGCUCAGCAACUCCGGCAGGUCCAAACGCCAACAAAUCCAGUUCAACAAAAUUCUCUUCUGGAUAAUAAGGAUAACACAGUCCUGACCACAUCUAACGUGAGUAUGAGCACAAGAAACACAUGUAAUAGCGGUUACUUUCAUGCGCAUUCGAAUGCAUCAGGCUUGAUUAAUGAGAUUAAAAGUAAAAACAACAUGGUUGCUUUUUUACUGAAGGAAAAGGAAUAUUUGCAAAAGAAAUUGAAGCAAUAUGAAAAAAAUCGAAGAUUUCACCAGUCAAGGAAUCAAAUGUUAACGCAAGAAAACAUUAAGGCACGUAAAUUACUACAAGACAAGCAAAUAGAACUCACAAAGAUCUACUCGGAAUUGGAACGAGUUCUUGGAGAAUUUGAAGGGUCUCGGAAAUUGUGCAAUAAGAAGGAUACGAAACUGAAAGCCAUGGAGAUAGAGUUAGAGGAACACAAAAAGCAAUUCGAUGCAAAACAUAAGAAGGAUCAAAAGCAAAUCGCUCUUCUCAAAAAGACCAAUAACAAUCUGACCAUAGAAAACAAGAAAUUACUUGAAAAGACCGAAACCUCGAAAACCUUUGAUUUUUCGAUCUCCUCCGACCUCAAUAAUUUGGGACAAAUUACUCGAUCUUCCGGUAAUAUCCAAGCUCUCCGUGCAGAAAAUGAAAGGUUGACAUCAAAAAUCAACAAUUUGAAUCUCCAAUGUUCUCUUCAGCGACAAAAUAUGAUCGUGUUGGAAGAAAAGGUGAUGGAACAAGAAUCCCUUAUUCGACUGUUAAUGGACAUUCAGAAAAUCUCUCAACAUGGAGACCAAAGGGUCGAAGACCUGAAAAGAAAAGUCAGUAUGUCCAUUAACCCGCCUUUAUCCAAUACACUGCCUGUAAAUAUGAUGCCACCUAUAGGCGCACCAUUUAUAAAUGCAACGCCUGUAAAUGCACCACCCGUAUACGCGCAUCCUCCGAAUUCGAUGAAACCUUUUCCAACGCUAGAAUUUAUCCCGUGGAAUG